Messenger RNA from Salvelinus namaycush (lake trout), 1770 nucleotides. RefSeq names its product Era-like 12S mitochondrial rRNA chaperone 1 (gene eral1). The transcript has 11 exons. The record is from RefSeq and is a predicted model, not a curated record. Gene Ontology annotation, biological process: ribosomal small subunit assembly. Gene Ontology annotation, cellular component: mitochondrial matrix. Gene Ontology annotation, molecular function: GTP binding; rRNA binding; ribosomal small subunit binding. Lineage: Eukaryota; Metazoa; Chordata; Actinopteri; Salmoniformes; Salmonidae. Bases 163 to 1539 code for a protein of 458 amino acids.
CCAAGACAAAACCACUCUUUGGUUUGUCCAUCAUGGCUGCGCCGUAGUUCAAUGUGAAAGUAAGCGAUCAUGCUGCCAUGAAGUAACCUUGCGUUUCGUAUAGAGUCACCGAAGUAUGUUGGAAUUUCAGCGAUAGCUCAGCCAGAUAAGUUUAUUUCAUAAAUGGCUUUCCGUGUGAGCAUCUCGAUUUUCGGGAAAUCUUUACGUGUUCCGAGAGUUGCUAACGUGUCUGCGCCACUGGAAAAUGCGUCACCGUUUCUCAGAACGGGAUGGGCUGCCCGUCGUCCAGGGACCAAUAAUGGACACGGUUUUUGCUUCACUCCUGCCUGUUUUAUUACAUCGGAUGCGUUUUUGAGCAGACUGGCGAAAGGCAAAGCGGCGGAGACAGAUGACACUCUUUAUCACUAUCCAGCCUCAGUUCUGCCCGACAGCGCUGAACAAUUAUCAUUGCUGGUGAAGGAUCCAGAUCAACCAGAGAACUCAAAGGUUUUAAGAGUGGCCAUCAUUGGUGCCCCAAAUGCUGGGAAGUCCACACUGUCCAACCAACUGCUUGGCAGAAAGGUGUUUGCUGUUUCCAAGAAAGUGCACACUACACGGUCCCGUGCCCUUGGCGUUCUCACAGAAGACGACACACAAAUUAUUUUACUGGACACUCCUGGACUCACUACACCUACAAAAGUCAAGAGGCACCAGCUAGAGAAGUCUCUCCUCGAGGAUCCUUGGAAUACAGUCAAGGAAGCUGGUCUUGUGGUGGUAAUGGUAGAUGUGUCAGACAAGUGGACCUGCAACAAGCUAGACUUUGAGGUCCUGAAAUGCCUGACCCAACACCCAGAUGUCCCAGCAGUCCUAGUUCUCAAUAAGGUUGACCUGCUGAAGAGCAAGAGCAGGUUGUUGGAGAUCACAGCAGAUCUGACAUGUGGAGUGGUGAACGGCCGGAAGCUGCAGGUCCGUAGGGUGAUCAAGCCCCCCUGGGCUGAGAGGAGGACAGACAGGGAGGCUAGGACGUCAGGGUCUGGAGAUGAGGACAAGCCGGGUGGGGAUGUGGCUCAUGGUGAGGGCAGUGAGGCCCAGUCAGGGCUGAGUAAGGAGCAGCUUAGGGCUCUGAAGACCCAACAGGGCUGGGCUCACUUCAAGGAUGUCUUCAUGGUCUCUGCUGUGGAUGGAGAGGAUGUGGAGACACUGAAGAGAUACCUAGUAGUGGGGGCAAAGCCUGGGACUUGGCAAUACCACAGUGAUGUCCUGACGGAUCAGACUCCUGAGGAGAUCUGCACCAACACUGUCAGAGAGAAGCUUCUGGAAUAUCUGCCCAAAGAAGUCCCUUACACAAUGACACAGGCCAUUGACUUGUGGCACGACAGGGAGAAUGGAGAGCUGGAUAUAGCAGUAAAACUGUAUGUGAAGAAAGAAAGUCACAUGAAAAUGGUGAUUGGCCAGGCUGGUCAGAUGGUUGCCAGGAUAGCCAGGGAGGCUGGAGACGACCUGAGCACAGUGUUCCUCAGGGAGGUCAAGCUGAGGCUCUCUGUGAAGGUGAAGAACUGACCAGGAUUAUGAUAAACUGAGUAUUAUGAUCAUCUGGGGGACAGUUUUAUGGUGUCCUUGUGAAUAGGAAAUGAACACUGUUGGACUCCCUAUUUUCAAGGAAAGAUCUGACUGGUUUCUACUUCUUGACUAUCAAAUCAAAGUUUAUUUGUCAUGUGCGCCGAAUACAUCCUUACAGUGAAAGGCUUACUUACAGGUUAUAACCAAUAGUGCAAAAAAGCUAUUAGGGGA